This is a messenger RNA of Stegodyphus dumicola, 468 nucleotides long. RefSeq names its product piggyBac transposable element-derived protein 3-like. NCBI's taxonomy places the organism in Eukaryota, Metazoa, Arthropoda, Arachnida, Araneae, Eresidae. The record is from RefSeq and is a predicted model, not a curated record.
AUGAGUAGAAGAAAAUUUUCAACGCUAAGAGAGCUUGAAGAAUAUUGGGACAAUGAUCUUGAUUUGACAGAUGAUGAUGACCCAGGAGGUACUAUUGACAUAGUUGAAUUACCACCAGAUAGAGCGGAUGAUGUGUCUGAUUUAGAAGAUAUAGAUGACAACAUUCUGGAAGAUACAAUUCCAAACGAUGUUCCAGGUUCAUUAGAAAUUCUUGGCGAUGAUCUAGUAAAUCACAUCGUACAGCAAAGUGUAUCUUAUGCAACUCAAAAUAAUCGUCACCAAUUUACGCUCUCUUCAGACUGCUUCAAAAAAUUUUUGGGAUUUUUACUGUUAACUGGAUAUCACUCUUUGCCUCAAGAGCAGAUGUAUUGGUCAGAAGAAGAAGAUAUAGAUAUUGGAAUUGUAAGGAAAUGUGUGUCGAAAAAUCGUUAUAUUGAAAUAAAAAGAAAUCUCGUGAAAUUUCAGUGA